UAACAGCGUAACAAAAAGUUUUUAAUAUUUAGCUGUUUUUCAAAAACUUAAAUUAAUACGAUAUACCAAGGACACUAUGAAGCCAAACGAUUGUCAGGAUUCCGAGGAGCAUAACAACGUUACGGGUGAUGUUAUUGGCGACACGGCAUACAGCGAGCGAUUCGUUUUAAAACUGCUGCUGAAAUUAGCAGAUUUAGAAAAACUGAAGGAUGAAGUUCUUGAAAAAACAUUCGAAGAUGACCUCUGCACGCUGUGGGAUAUGACGGCUGAACGAGAUGUCGUCCUAUUCCUUCUCAAACAUGAUGUACUAAAUCUACUGAGCUUCGCAUGGCCCGUAUUCGAAUCUGCCAGGAUUGUAGAAAUCGUAGUCGGCGUUAUAGCAAAUAUGUGCUGUCAGAAGGAAGCACAAGACGCUCUGCUCAAAAUGGAAACAUUUGUCGCAUUCCUCGUUGAGUACUCCAAAUCGGAUGACAGCUUGGUGAUAAUACAAGUUUUACGACUCAUCAAUUCCAGUUUGUACCUGGCCGAGGACACUCAAACUUUAGCCUGGAUGAGGAUAUUUGUGGGCGCCGGCUACUCCAAUGCUCUGUAUUAUGUAUUAAAAAACUCUUCCAAAAAGGACCUUUUGAUCACUGCCUUAGAAAACUUUAAUACAAUUUGUUCAUGUUGUAACAUAGAUCAAUGUAGAAGAGACUUUUUCGGGCACUUUGUUACGACUGAGGCUCUGGAAUGCCUGUCCACAGCAUUCAGUGAAAUUACCAACAAUCAGAAAUACUUGUGUCAAAAAGAUGAAUUGGAGAGAAUACUGAUAAUAACAUUACAAAUACUAUUGAACUUAGUGGGCUUCGAAAAAACCACAGAAAUAUUCAGUGAAAACAAAGUGAGAAUACUCAAAAUAAUAUCUUACAUUUUCACGUACUAUGAAAAGAAAUUUGUUACUCAAAAGGAGAUAGAUUUGGACUUGGUUGACAUUAUUGAGUCUACGAAGACGAUCAUUACUAUCUUAGGACUGAGUGAAAUCAGCAACUUGGAUACUUUUUUCUUACAGAGUUUCAAUAUGUGGAAAAUUUUGAAGUUUAUCUCGAACACUGACAAAAGCAGCAGCUUAAACUUUGAGGUGGAGGAUAAGGAGGAAUUGCAAAAUUUCUCACAACAAAUGAAAAAUUCACUAAGCAAUUUAAUUGCUGUGUACAUGAAUAAGUGCUCCGAAGACAAUGUUUUGAAAGUAGUUGAUAAAGUUAGUUUAAGACUAGACUAUGAGGAAAUAUUGUGUUCGUUACAAGACCCCUUACUAACUGAAGUUAAAUCUAGGCUUUCACCAUAUCAUGGUAAAUUUGAAAAAACUGAAUCAAUUUCAAGAUAAUUUAAUGCAGUUAGUUUUUGUAAUUAUAUAUUAGUAAGCACAAUCCUUUUGUAUACUAUUAAGUACCUAUAUAAAGAUUUCAAAUUUUGA
Molecule: messenger RNA, 1453 nt
Organism: Aricia agestis (brown argus)
Lineage: Eukaryota; Metazoa; Arthropoda; Insecta; Lepidoptera; Lycaenidae
Exons: 1
Coding region: 77-1363 (428 amino acids)
Source: RefSeq, a predicted model, not a curated record